Molecule: messenger RNA, 1508 nt
Organism: Bubalus bubalis (water buffalo)
Lineage: Eukaryota; Metazoa; Chordata; Mammalia; Artiodactyla; Bovidae
Gene: PEX3
Product: peroxisomal biogenesis factor 3
Exons: 12
Coding region: 215-1336 (373 amino acids)
Biological process (GO): protein import into peroxisome membrane
Cellular component (GO): peroxisomal membrane
Molecular function (GO): protein-macromolecule adaptor activity
Source: RefSeq, a predicted model, not a curated record
UGCAACCGAAAAGGGCAACUGCUCAGCUAUAGUCCACGCCCCCUUCCCGCUCCGGUGACAGUGUCUGCGGAAAGUCGCCUUUGUGAUUUCUGGAGAGCACCGAGCGGGACGACGGCCGUCCAGCCGGGUCGUCCGUGCCAGGCGACAAAGAAAAGAUUUUCUGGCGGACCAUCAUCCCUUCCCUCUAGACAGCCCGCACCCCGGGGGCCUGAAAAUGCUUAGAUCUACGUGGAAUUUUCUGAAACGUCACAAAAAGAAAUGCAUCUUCCUGGGCACGGUCCUCGGAGGAGUAUAUAUCCUGGGAAAAUAUGGACAGAAGAAAAUCAGAGAAAUACAAGAAAGGGAGGCUGCAGAAUACAUUGCCCAGGCACGACGACAGUAUCAUUUUGAAAGCAACCAGAGGACUUGCAAUAUGACAGUGCUGUCCAUGCUCCCAACACUGAGAGAGGCCUUGAUGCAGCAACUCAACUCUGAGAGCCUUACAGCUCUGCUGAAAACCAGGCCUUCAAACAAGCUAGAAAUAUGGGAGGAUCUGAAGAUAAUAAGUUUCACAAGAAGUAUCGUAGCUGUGUACAGUACUUGCAUGCUGGUGGUUCUUUUGCGAGUCCAGUUAAACAUAAUUGGUGGAUAUAUUUAUUUGGAUAAUGCAGCAGUUGGCAAAAAUGGCACCACAGUUCUUGCUCCCCCAGAUGUCCAACAGCAAUAUUUAUCAAGUAUUCAGCACCUCCUUGGAGAUGGCCUGACAGAAUUGAUCACUGUCAUUAAACAAGCUGUGCAGAAGAUUUUAGGAAGUGUUUCUCUUAAACAUUCUUUGUCCCUUUUGGACUUAGAGCAAAAACUGAAAGAAAUCAGAGAUCUCGUUGAGCAGCAUAAAUCAUCUUCUUGGAUUAAUAAUGAUGGAUCCAAAUCUUUAUUAUGCCAUUAUAUGAUGCCAGAUGAAGAAACUCCAUUAGCAGUUCAGGCCUGCGGACUUUCUCCUAGAGAUGUUACCACUAUUAAACUACUCAAUGAAACUAGAGACAUGUUGGAAAGUCCAGAUUUUAGUACAGUUUUGAAUACCUGUCUCAGCCGAGGAUUCAGUAGACUGCUAGACAACAUGGCUGAGUUCUUUCGACCUACUGAACAAGACCUGCAACAUGGUAACUCCAUGAAUAGUCUUUCCAGUGUCAGCCUGCCUUUAGCUAAGAUAAUUCCCAUAAUAAAUGGACAGAUCCAUUCAGUUUGCAGUGAAACACCUAGUCAUUUUGUUCAGGAUCUGUUAAUGAUGGAGCAAGUGAAAGAUUUUGCUGCUAAUGUGUACGAGGCUUUUAGUACUCCUCAACAACUGGAGAAAUGAUUUUUUUUUCCCUUCAAGAAUAGCUACAAUGGAAUUCAGUUACUUUUUUUUAAAAAUGCACCGAAUAAAUCAACUAUAUAUAGGGUAAUGAUUUGUUACCAUAAUGUCUAAUAAAAAUAUAUUCUUAAAGUCUUCAUAAUAAUAAUAAAAAAAAAGUCUUCAUAAGAAAAUA